Hypanus sabinus (Atlantic stingray) is the source of this 4256-nucleotide messenger RNA. RefSeq names its product NGFI-A-binding protein 1-like. Gene Ontology annotation, biological process: regulation of DNA-templated transcription. Lineage: Eukaryota; Metazoa; Chordata; Chondrichthyes; Myliobatiformes; Dasyatidae. The record is from RefSeq and is a predicted model, not a curated record. Gene Ontology annotation, cellular component: nucleus. Gene Ontology annotation, molecular function: transcription factor binding; transcription coregulator activity. The coding region runs from base 36 to 899 and encodes 287 amino acids. The transcript is spliced from 5 exons.
UCUGCGAGGCCGGAGAGGAGGAGUUCCUGGAGAUCAUGGCUCUGGUCGGCAUGGCGACCAAGCCUCUCCACGUGCGGAGGAUGCAGAAGGCUCUCCGGGAGUGGGCGGCCAACCCAGCCGCCUUCAGCAGCCUCCCCCAGUUCAGACUGGCCGGCGCAUCGCCCCAAAAUUCAAAGAGAAAAUCGGUUAGUAGCAGCGAAAACGCCUUCCCUGGAAGCAAACGGCUGCGGCCUUUAACCAGUGCACCUGCCGACUGCUGCAGCCCCAACUCGGGCAAGAGUCCCGCGGAGGGAGUCAGAGCGAACCAGGUGAUUGGGCGGCAACUGGUGACCGCCACCUUCCGCAACAGCGGUUCCGUGGAAGAUGCGGAUCUCUCGAGGCUGAACGAUAAGCUGGCAACCCCGCUCAAGAUGAAGGACAGUGAUACCGCCAUGGGAGAGGAUGAGCGGGGCUGCGGGCCGUCUAACACUGGGCGCGGAGACAGCACGCAGCUGGUGCACCACCAGGUGGUCACUCCAUUUUGCAAGGAAGACAGCAGCCAGCUGCAGCGGAAGGCUGAUCUAUUUUCACUGGCUCGACCAGUGGCCCAAGAGUUUGCUUACAGGAAAACAUGGUUAAGUUUGGAGGAAAUCAAUGAUCCCUCUGUGAAGAGUAUCACAUGUGAGAACCAGGUGGGAGCAGUCUUCCAGCGGACAAUAGUGGGGGAGUGUCAGGAAGAAUUCAUCAAACACCAAGACGUAGAUUCAAUCGGGAACAGGCACAACACCAAGGGGAAUAAUGGGCCUCUGUCCAGAAAACCUUUUGCCAGCCAACCACAGGCAGAAAGUCCGGAGGAGAAUCGACCAGCCCCCAAGAACACAGAGAAUGGACUGAUGGCAGCGAAAAUGGAUGAUGUGUGAAAUAACGAAACCAAACAAUGUGAUGCAAGCAAAACAAAACUGGCAACGCAAAGCAAGUGGCAAGCAGAGGUUGAAACGAAUAAGGUUGGAUGAGAUUUUAGAGAUGAACUUAAUUAUCCCAGGAAAUGUGUGAACGACACUGACUGCCAGGUUUGAUUAGGCAGUAAUUUAGGCAUUAUAGCGUGUGAUGGCCAUUCUGGCGUUAAUUAGCAAGGUCUAAUGCCUGUUCACGUGAGCCCUAUUACGUUGGGAGUUCCGAUUUACCCAUUGUUGCUGCUCCUCCCAGAGGGGAUCGACUUCAGACUGCAGCCACCCUUACAGAGCAGUGCAGGUCAACCGGAGGAGGGCAAGUAUUUGAACAGGCUGGCUCGCUUUUCUCUUCCCAAAGGGUGACAGAAGAAAUAUAUAAAGCGGGAGGGAAACGUUUCUAUGGAUGGAGAAGAGGGGCAGUUGGUAUAUAGUGGUCUUUUGAAAGCCCGCAUGCCAUUCAGGAGAAGCCCCUCCCCCAGGAGAGUUUGGGUGAAAGGUUAAGGAGGUGGAGGAGCUGGACCAGCGAGGGAGGGAAAAGGAACAGGGGCUGAGAGAAUUACACGGGAGGGUUGACUGGAUGCCAGAAUGAUGAACUGAUGGAGCCAGAAGAUUUCUUUCUUUGCUCACUAUUCCUUGUUAAGCCGAUUCUAUCUCGUUCCCAGUCGGCACAGAUCCACUUGUAAGACUGAGAGUUGGUUGGUAACUGAAAGUUAACGGCGAGGUCCAUGUUAGGAGUCUGGAGUUCCGAUGACACCGCCAAGUGAACAGCGGCAGCCGAGUACCAGGGCCUCAGUACCUCCAGUGCAUUUGGAGGGUUUCGCAGAGACAACCUUGGCGGUAUUUUCCAGUGCCUCGAGAUGCACUAAGAGAACUGGAGGGACGGGGGAAAGGAUACAGUUUCCCAGCUCUUAGAAGCACACAGGAGCGCAGGGAUCACUGUUACUGGGAAGACCACAAGUUUUGAGCCAGGUUUGAUCUUCGGGUGUCAUUUUUCUUAGCUAACCAAGGGCUGUUCCGGUGCAUUGAAGGUGAUGGCGAAUUUCACUAGUACCGAACACCUUCACCGAGUGGUGUCUCCUGAGAUACUGAAAGUGGUCCACAUUUUCCAGGGGGGAGAUUUUAUUGUUGGAGCACAGUGUAGUUCACCUGGUUGAUGUUGGUAUGUGUCCUUUGUCUAAUUCAUUUUCUUCUCUUUAUUUUUGUAUUUGCAGUUUGUUGUCUUUUGCACUUUGUUGUGCAUCCUGUUUGGUGCCAUAUUUAGAAAUAUAGAAAACCUACAGCACAAUACAGGCCUUUCGGCCCACAAUGCUAUUUACCUUAGAACACGUAUUUACCUUAGAAAUUACCUAGGGUUACCCAUGGCUGUCUGUUUUUCUAAGCUCCAUGUACCUAUCCAGGAGUCUCUUAAAAGACCCUGUCGUAUCCUCCUCCACCACUGCCAUCGCCAGCCCAUUCCACACACUCACUACUCUCUGCAUAAAAAAACUUACCCCUGACAUCUCCUCUGUACCUACCUCCAAUCACCUUAAAAUUAUGCUCUUUCAUGCUAGCCAUUUCAGCCCUGGGAAAAAGCCUCUGAUUAUCCACACGAUCAAUGCCUCUCAUCAUCUUGUACACCUCUAUCAGGUCACCUCUCAUCCUCAGUCGCUCCAAGGAGAAAAGGCCAAGUUCACUCAACCUAUCCUCAUAAGGCAUGCUUCCCAAUCCAGGCAACAUCCUUGUAAAUCUCCUCUGCACCCUUUCUAUGGCUUCCACAUCCUUCCUGCAGUGAGGCGACCUGAACUGAGCACAGUACCUCAAGUGGGGUCUGACCAGGGUCCUAUAUAGCUGCAACAUUACCUCUCGGCUCCUAAACUCAAUCCCACUAUUGAUGAAAGCCAAUACACCGUAUGCCUUAACCACAGAGUCAACCUGCACAGCAGCUUUGAGUGUCCUAUGGACUCGGACCCCAAGAUCCUUCUGAUCCUCCACACUGCUAAGAGUCUUAACAUUAAUACUAUAUUCUGUCAUCAUAUUUGACCUACCAAAAUGAACCACUUCACACUUAUCUGGGUUGAUCUCCAUCUGCCACUUCUCAGCCCAGUUUUGCAUCCUAUCAAUGUCCCGCUGUAACCUCUGACAUCACUCCACACUAUCCACAACACCCCCAACCUUCAUGUCACCAGCAAAUUUACUAACCCAUCCCUCCACUUCCUCAUCCAGGUCAUUUAUAAAAAUCACAAAGAGUAAGGGCCCAGAACAGAUCCCUGAGGCACUCCACUGGUGACCGACUUCCAUGCAGAAUAUGACCUGUCUACAACCACUCUUUGCCUUCUGUGGGCAAGCCAGUUCUGGAUCCACAAAGCAAGGUCCCCUUGGAUCCCAUGGCUCCUUACUUUCUCAAUAAGCCUUUCAUGGGGUACCUUGUCAAAUGCUUUGCUGAAAUCCAUAUACACUACAUCUACUGUUCUACCUUCAUCAAUGUGUUUAGUCACAUCAUCAAAAAAUUCAGUCAGGCUGGUAAGGCACAACCUGCCUUUGACAAAGCCAUGCUGACUAUUCCUAAUCAUAUUAUACCUCUCCAAAUGUUCAUAAAUCCUGCCUCUCAGGAUCUUGUCCAUCAACUUACCAACCACUGAAGUAAGACUCAGUGGUCUAUAAUUUCCUGGGCUAUCUCUACUCCCUUUCUUGAAUAAGAGAACAACAUCCGCAACCCUCCAAUCCUCCAGAACCUCUCCUGUCCCCACUGAUGAUGCAAAGAUCAUCGCCAGAGGCUCAGCAAUUUCCUCCCUCGUCUCCCACAGUAGCCUGGGGUACAUCUCGUCCGGUCCUGGUGACUUAUCCAACUUGAUCCUUUCCAAAAGCUCCAGCACAUCCUCUUUCUUAAUAUCUACAUGUUUAAGCUUUUCAGUCCGCUGUGAGUCAUCCCUACAAUCACCAAGAUCCUUUUCAUUUUCAUUGAUUUUAUUGCGUUACUUGUAUUCACUGUGAAUGCCAGCAAGUAAAUGAAUUUCAGGGUGGUGUAUGGUGACAUAUGUACUUUGAUAAUAAAUUUACUUUGAACUUUGAAGUGGGCUGAAUAGCCUGACUCUGUUUCUAUGGUCUUUGUUUUCUCUCAUAGGCUUCAAACAUAUCAGUAGUGGCUUCUAGCUCAGCCUGUGAGAGUGCGCAGAUACGGGCAUCAUCCGCAUACUCAGUUCAACCAAAUACCACCAUCCCUCUAGUUGUCUGAUUUGGAGGAUUUCCUAUCUUUGUUUCCUUCCCUACCUCCACCCUUUCAGUGAAACCUCUAACAUUUGUUUGGAUACUUACUCUUGUGGCCCGUAGCAUUCAGUUCACACUUGGCAG